Molecule: messenger RNA, 1273 nt
Organism: Sesamum indicum (sesame)
Lineage: Eukaryota; Viridiplantae; Streptophyta; Magnoliopsida; Lamiales; Pedaliaceae
Source: RefSeq, a predicted model, not a curated record
AAAUCUACAUAUAUAAAAUGUGAGGAAGCGUUUCUCAUCAGCGUUUUUCUCUCUCAUCCAUUCCCCGUCUCUUCCUCUCUCUUCCCAUAUUCAUUAUUUCUUCCUCCUUCUCUCCAUCUUCUCAUCUCUCUCUUCUCCCUUUUCAACUCCAAAAAAUCCUAAAAGCCAACAACAAGUAAUUUGAUUUUUCUUCGUUUAGGGACGAGACGUUGAAAAUGGCGCCCCGUCUCUUAUCCUGUUUCAGAAGCCCCUCCGGUUCCAAGUACGACGACAAGGUGACGGCGGACUUCACGGCGGAGGAGCAGCAGAGAGGUGGCCCUGUGGUGGUGGAGCUCUUCUCCUCACAGGGCUGCGCCAUCUCUCCGGAGGCGGAGCUGCUCUUCUCGCGCCUGGGGAGGGGCGACUUCAAUCUGGAGGUACCGUUGGUGUUGUUGGCGUACCACGUCGACUACUGGGACUACAUGGGGUGGAAGGAUCCGUUUGGGUCCAGCCAAUGGACCGUCCGUCAGAAGGCCUACGUUGAGGCCCUCCGGCUCGACACCAUGUUCACGCCCCAAAUCGUCGUCCAGGGCCGGGCCCACUGUGUGGCCAAUGAGGACGAGGCUUUGUUGUCCUGCAUCACGACUGCACCCCGAGUCCCUGCACCCAUGUUCCAGGCGACGUUCCAGAGGCCGACACCGGAAUCACUACAAGUAUCACUAGCAGGAGCUUUAAGGACAAAAGUGGAUCAUGAAGGUGCAAAUGUGAUGGUUGCUCUGUGCGAAUGCGGUCUAGUCACAGACUGUACGAGCGGGGCCAACAAAGACCGUGUUUUAGUUAACGACUACGUCGUCCGACGCCUUGAAAAGCUCGUCUCCCUCAAAGAUGUAUCCGCCAAGAAAGCCGUCUCCGGAACUGCUACCUUCUCUCUGUGGGAAGGUUUCAACCCCACCAAAUGUAAGCUCGCUGUCUUCGUUCAGAACUCUUCUCAUCAAAUAUUUGGUUCGCAGAACAUUCCGUUGCCCGACAGGCUAUAAUUAGUUUGUAUGUAUGUCCCGUUACAGUUCAUUUUGUGUGCUAUCACCGGCUGCUAUUUGUACAGUAUUAUGUGUUGUUAUGUUGGUCGUAGGUUUCUUUGAGUUGUUGAAUCAUUGGAAUUCUUUUUGUUUUGAUGGAUUUGAGGUUUAGGAGGUGGGGUUUGGAGGAGUUGUGUUGGUUGAAAUUUGGGAUGUUGUUGUUUUUUUUUAACAUAUGAUGUCUGAUUUCAUUCUCUCUCCAAAUUCUUCAUGGUCUA